UGAAAACAGAAGAUAGAGGGAGUCUCGGAGCUCGCCAUCUCCAGCGAUCUCUACAUUGGGAAAAAACAUGGAGUCAGCUCCGGCAGCCCCCGACCCCGCCGCCAGCGAGCCGGGCAGCAGCGGCGCGGACGCGGCCGCCGGCUCCAGGGAGACCCCGCUGAACCAGGAAUCCGCCCGCAAGAGUGAGCCGCCCGCCGCGGUGCGCAGACAGAGCUAUUCCAGCACCAGCAGAGGUGACUUUACAAUCUCUAGACACAGACAUUUCCCUCCGAAGUGGAGUGAAGGAAGGAGAACCACAGCUAAAGGCAAUGAAAAGAGGAAAGUUGACACUUUUGAGAAGUUAUGACGAACUUGUCGAGAAUGCCAAUUGACAAAGGCAGGUAAGGGAAUACUUGGAAAAACAGCAAGAACAGGUUGAAGGGCACGCUGAUCUGCUCACCGGGAUGGUGAAGGAAUUGGUGGGCGUGUUUAUUGACUCUUCCAAUUAGUUUUCAAGAGACCUGAAGAAAUGGACAGAGAUGGAGAAAAAGGCAACCAGAUGUGAUUCUGCCCUUCCAGAAGCAAAGAGGCUUAUAUCAACCCAUGUGAUCGAUGCCAGUCACGGCGAGGAGUGACUGUGGAAAUUAAUGGAUUUUCAACAUCCAAUCACAGAGGAAAUGUGUAUAUUUAGCAAGCCUAAAACCUCUUCAAUAAACUGCGUUGCUUUUCAUUUUCACUUUCCAGUUAUAAAACCAGUGGAAGAUGAAAAGCCCACGUGACAAUACAGCGUUCACUCCCGGGAACAUUUGUGUGACAGGGAUAUUAUAUCUGAAAGGACGGGGCAGCUGGGAGGGUGGACUGCCCGUAACUCUCAGUUGUCCAGGUGAUGAAGCACUGGGAAAGCAAAGGCAAAUGAAAUAAUUUGAUAAUAAAAAAUGAUUUCUCUGUU
Messenger RNA from Urocitellus parryii (Arctic ground squirrel), 928 nucleotides. NCBI's taxonomy places the organism in Eukaryota, Metazoa, Chordata, Mammalia, Rodentia, Sciuridae. The record is from RefSeq and is a predicted model, not a curated record.